Messenger RNA from Gossypium raimondii (Peruvian cotton), 2998 nucleotides. Its product is annotated as protein PLASTID MOVEMENT IMPAIRED 1. The transcript has a single exon. The coding region runs from base 278 to 2827 and encodes 849 amino acids. The record is from RefSeq and is a predicted model, not a curated record. NCBI's taxonomy places the organism in Eukaryota, Viridiplantae, Streptophyta, Magnoliopsida, Malvales, Malvaceae.
AGCCAACGUUUUCCUCUUAUCCUUCACAUGUUUAUCAUCUCCCUUUGGUGGCAGUGACUGGUAAAUUCUAUUGAAAGGACCAGAAACAGCCACUUCUCAUCCCCUUUCACUGCACUUUCUCCACCACACAUACUUUUCAUCAUCCUCCCUUUCAUUUUCUCCACCACACAACAGCAUUUCAUACCAUGUCUUUUCCUUAUCUUCUCAUUUCAUCUUCUUUUUUCCAUUUCUCUGCAACUCAUUCCAACAUCACCAAUUCUUCUUUUCAUAACUCGACAUGGCAACUGCAACGGGUCGGAGAAACUCCAAUACUCAGCUUUUGGAUGAACUGGAAGCACUUAGUCAAUCCCUGUAUCAAUCCCACAUCUCUACUACUCGAAGAACUGCUUCCCUUGCUCUUCCUCGUUCUUCUCUUCCACCUACUGAUGAGGUCCCCGAAGUUAAAUUUGAAGAUAAUAAGCACAGUGCUAGGCCCCGAGCUCGGCGUUUGUCUUUGUCACCUUGGCGUUCCAGACCAAAAGCUGACGACCAGAAUGAUAACCAGGUUCAGGCCACGAGACCAAAUCAGUUAGAAGCGAAAGCUGUGUCAACUGAAAAGAAAGGGAUAUGGAAUUGGAAGCCGAUUCGAGCGCUUACGCAUAUCGGGAUGCAAAAGCUGAGUUGCUUGUUAUCUGUUGAAGUUGUGACUGCGCAAGGCCUUCCUGCUUCCAUGAAUGGUCUGCGACUUUCCGUUUGUGUUCGGAAGAAAGAAACCAAAGAUGGAGCUGUUAACACCAUGCCGUCACGGGUAUCACAAGGAGCUGCGGAUUUUGAAGAGACUCUUUUUGUUAGGUGCCAUGUAUAUUGCAGUUCUGGCAAUGGAAAGCCUACGAAAUUUGAGCCUCGUCCGUUUUGGAUCUAUCUGGUUGCUGUUGAUGCUGAAGAGCUUGAUUUUGGGAGAAACACUGUGGAUUUGAGUCUCCUUAUUCAGGAGUCUGUGGAGAAGAGCUACGAAGGAACUCGGGUUCGGCAAUGGGACAAAAGUUUCAAUCUAUUAGGGAAGGCGAAAGGGGGAGAACUCAUUGUGAAAUUGGGAUUUCAGAUCAUGGAAAAAGAUGGAGGAAUUGGUAUUUACAAUCAAGCCUCGGGAGGAUUGCAAAGCACCAAAUCCAAGAAUUUUUCAGCAUCUUUUGCUCGUAAGCAAUCGAAAACAUCUUUUAGUGUUCCUAGUCCGAGGAUGAUGAGCCGAUCAGAAGCUUGGACUCCUUCACAAACAGGGGUGACACCUGAUCUUCAAGGACUAGAUGAUUUGAACCUCGAUGAACCGGCGACGGUUCCUUCAUCCUCUGUCUCCGUUCAGAAAUCAGAAGAACCGGAAAAGAUGGAAGAGAUUGACCUCCCAGAGUUUGAUGUUGAAGACAAGGGGGUCGAAAUUCAAGAGAAAGAACUCAAAGAAGCCGAGGAAGAAGAACCCGAAGACAAUAAAUCAGUUUCAAGUGAGGUUGUCAAGGAGAUGGUGAAUGAUCAGUUACAUAAGACAAGGUUAACUGAGCUUGAUUCGAUUGCCCGGCAGAUUAAAGCUCUUGAAUCUAUGAUGGGGGAUGAAAAGAUUGUCAAAGCUGAUGAAGAAACAGAGUCACAAAGGCUGGAUGCUGAUGAAGAAACUGUAACAAGGGAAUUUCUCCAGAUGUUAGAGGAUGAAGGAAGCAAUGAAUUUAAAGAUAUUCCACAUUUUCAACUCGACAAAGCUGAGGAUGAUACCGCUGGUGAUUCUGAUUCUAAAGUAUAUCUCCCUGAUCUAGGAAAGGGGCUAGGCUGUGUGGUUCAAACAAGAGAUGGAGGCUACUUAGCUGCUGUGAAUCCAUUGGAUUCCUUGGUUGCUAGAAAAGACAUGCCAAAAUUAGCUAUGCAGGUGUCGAAACCAAUGGUUAUCCCAUCGGAUAAAUCAUUGAAUGGUUUUGAACUAUUUCAGAAGAUGGCAGCCGUUGGAGUUGAGAAACUCAGCUCCCAGAUUUCAUCUUCGAUGCCCCUGGAUGAAAUAAUGGGUAAAACUGCAGAGCAGAUAGCUUUUGAAGGAAUUGCUUCUUCUAUUAUCCAAGGGAGAAACAAGGAAGGUGCUAACUCGAGUGCAGCUCGCACCAUUGCAGCUGUAAAAGUCAUGGCGACUGCGAUGAACACCGGCAGGAAAGAGAGGAUCGCGACUGGGAUUUGGAAUGUGAGCGAAAACCCAUUGACGGCUGAGGAAAUUCUAGCGUUUUCGCUGCAAAAGAUUGAGGGAAUGGCAGUUGAAGCCUUGAAAGUACAAGCAGAAAUGGCAGAAGAAGAACCACCUUUCGAUGUUUCAGCUCUCAGUGGAAAGGCAAUAACUCAAGAUCAACCACUUGAUUCUGCUAUUCCACUUGAGAAUUGGACUAAGGACUACGGCUUGACUUCUUCCGAAGAUCAGCUAGGCGACCCGGAAACACUGACGCUAGCAUUGGUCGUGCAACUACGUGACCCCUUGAGGCGAUACGAGGCAGUUGGAGGCCCUGUAUUUGCACUCGUUCAUGCGUCAAGUGGUGACAUCGAACCAAAGAAGAAUGACGAAGAAAAGAGGUUCAAAGUGAUGAGUUUGCAUGUUGGAGGCUUGAAGGUAGGAACACCUGGAAAAAGGAACAUAUGGGAUAGCGAAAGGCACAGGCUAACUGCGAUGCAGUGGCUGGUAGCAUACGGAUUGGGCAAGUCUGGAAGAAAAGGUAAACAAGUAGUGUCAAAGGGACAAGAUAUGUUGUGGAGCCUUUCCUCGAGAGUAAUGGCCGACAUGUGGCUCAAAACAAUGAGAAACCCGGAUGUCAAGUUUGCAAAGUAAAGUACCCGGAACAAAGCACUGGAACUUGGAGAUUGCAGCAGCAUUACCUUUUAUUCAAAAUUUGAAGUUUAAUAAAGCUUUUUUCUUAAUUGAGAUUGAUGCACUUGUAAGUAAACUUAAUUUGUAGAUAUAUAUAUAAUUCACAAGAGUAAAAUACAUUUUUCUGGUUCC